Messenger RNA from Anthostomella pinea, 330 nucleotides. The record is from the annotation of a GenBank genome assembly. NCBI's taxonomy places the organism in Eukaryota, Fungi, Ascomycota, Sordariomycetes, Xylariales, Xylariaceae.
AUGGUAGUGAAGAUCCGACUGGCGCGCUUCGGGCGCCAGAACUCGCCCUUCUACAACAUAGUCGUAGCACAUGCAAGAACGGCGCGAAACAGCAGACCACUCGAGGUAAUCGGCACCUACGACCCGAUCCCGAAGCCCGAACCCUACGACGACUCGGGCAAGCUGCACAAGGACAUCAAGCUGGACACGAUAAGGGCGCGGUACUGGAUCGGUGUCGGGGCGCAGCCGACGGAUACCCUGGGAAUCAUGGAGCCGAAAUACAGAGAUACCGAGCCGAGGACGCCGCCGCCUAUGCCGCCUUCGGUCCAGGGCACUGCGAACCCGCAAUAG